This is a messenger RNA of Gilbertella persicaria, 826 nucleotides long. Its product is annotated as di-trans,poly-cis-decaprenylcistransferase. The record is from RefSeq and is a predicted model, not a curated record. NCBI's taxonomy places the organism in Eukaryota, Fungi, Mucoromycota, Mucoromycetes, Mucorales, Choanephoraceae. The coding region runs from base 19 to 816 and encodes 265 amino acids. Gene Ontology annotation, cellular component: dehydrodolichyl diphosphate synthase complex; endoplasmic reticulum; lipid droplet. Gene Ontology annotation, molecular function: ditrans,polycis-polyprenyl diphosphate synthase [(2E,6E)-farnesyl diphosphate specific] activity. The transcript is spliced from 4 exons.
CUCUUUUUCAUUGUAUCCAUGAUAUUGUCUUACUGCCAAAACGCUUUUGAACAAUUUACAUUGUCUGUAUUACGUAAAGGAAAAGUGCCUCGCCAUGUAGGAUUUAUCUUGGAUGGCAAUAGACGAUUUGCUAGAAAGCUUGGUGCAAGUUCAACUAAGUUUGGGCACUAUGAAGGUUUUAAACAACUAGAAAAAGUACUUGAUUUAUGUAUGCAGUUGGGCAUAGAGGCAGUGACAGUCUACGCUUUCAGUUUAGAAAACUUCAAACGUUCCAAAGAUGAAGUUGACUAUUUGAUGCAAUUAUUCUGUGAUGCCUUUGAAGGGUUCUGCGAGAAAAAUGCCUUGAUUGACAAGUAUGAAAUUAGUGUACGCUUUUUGGGUAACAUAGACUUAUUGCCUCAGCAUGUUCAGGAUCUUACCAAGAAAGUGACUGAACAAACAAAAAAAAACAAAAAGCGUAUUUUCAACGUAUGUUGUCCCUAUACUUCACGCGAUGAAAUGACUACAGCUAUCAAGAACACAAUUGAAGAAGUGAAUCAAGGACACUUGCGAGCCGAGGACAUCACAGACAAAACAAUUCAAAAUCAUUUGUUUACUUCAGAUUGCCCUUCCAUGGAUAUCUUAGUAAGAACUUCAGGAGAAGUUCGUCUUAGCGACUUUAUGUUAUGGCAAGCCAGUGAUCAAUGUCAAAUCCAGUUUGUGGAUUGUUACUGGCCAGAAUUCUCUUUUUGGCGAUUUUUACCCAUCUUGUUAGAAUAUCAAAUCUAUUCAGAUCAUCAAAAACAAGAAUAUAUACUAUCCAAGCAGACUGAAUAAAUACCCUUUU